AUGAUAUUCUUGAAAGAAUUAAGUAAAGAUGUAAAGCAUAUCAAAAGCUCAAUAGAUUAAAUUAUGCAAAAUGUAAGUGAUAUAGCCAAUGAUGUUCGAAGACUUAGAGGAAAGAAUUUUGUUGAAUUACUACUUAUUAGGAAACAAUAACUAUUAAAAUAGAAGGAUGAGAAUGAAUUAGAUUAAAUACAUAUUGAAAUCUAAACUUAAGAAUAUGAUCCAGUAUCAGGAAAUAAAAAAUAAUCUUAAAAUUAAGAUAAAACUUCUUAUCUUUUAAAAAGAAUCUAUAAUGAUUUUGAGGGAGAAGUAAAUGAAUUUUUAUGGGAUGAAAAUGAAAAAAAUAAAGAUGUACUGUUUUUAAAAGGAAAAGCAGGUUCAGGAAAAAGCAGAGCUGCUAAAAAUAUAGAAGAAUUAUUAUGGAGUUACGAUUAAAUAGAACCAAAAUGGAUUCCAAUUUAUGUUUCUUUACCAUCUAUUAAAGAUCCAAGACAUAAUUUAAUUGAUUAAGCAUUGGAAUCAUAAAAUUAUAACUUUGAUAGCAUAUAAAUAAGAGAUUUUAAGGAGGCAGUAAAAUAAAAAAAUUUAAGUAUUGUUUUAAUUCUUGAAAGUUACGAUGAGAUGAAGUAAGAUUGUUUAGAAUAAAAUCUAUACAAUUCAAAUAGAUUUGUUUAAGAAUUUAAUCUUUCAGAAUCUGGAUAAAAUUUUAAAAUUAUUAUAACUUCUAGACAAGAAAUAUUAAAUUCAAUUGAUUAUCAAACUUGGUUUUAUGGAAAAAGUAUAAGUACUCUUAAAGAAGUUGAAUUACUACCCUUUAAUUCUGAUUAAAGUAAUGAAUAUUUAACAUAAUAUUCUAAAGUCAGUGUAAAAAGAGCGAUAAAAAGAUUUUAUGAAUUUCUUAAGUAAUUAAAAGCUUAAAGUUUUUCAUUUAAUGAAUUUAAAAUAAUUUGGAGUUAAAUUGAAGAAACAGUAAAAAAGAUUUUGUUACAAAAUUAAAAUGAAUAACUAUUAUUCUAGCCAAAAGACACAGAAAAAAUAAUAUUAAAGAUGUUAUAAAUAUAGUUUUUUUAGUUAUUCAAAGCUGAUUAAAUGAUAUCAUUAAAUAAAGAUUUACUUUAAUUAUGGGGUUAUUAAAAAUUUACUCAAACAAUCAAAAAAGUUAAAAUAUAAAAUCUAUUAAAUACACCUUUUAUGCUUGAAAUUAUUGUUUAUGUAUUGCCUAAAAUGUCAUCUUUUUUCUCUUAAGCUACUUUUAUGAGAUAAGUCUUGAAGUAAAACUAUCUUAAAUUGAAACAAGAAGCUAUAAAGUCAAAUUAGUUACUUAAAAAAUAUUCGCAAAUUAAUUAAAAUUAACAUGAACAAGAUUAGAAAAUAUUAAUUGAUGACGUAUAAUUGCUUAAACUUUGUGAAUAUAUCUUAAAUGAGUUAGAUAAUUAAAAUUUUUUUGAAUAAAACUCUAUUGCUCAUUAAUUUACUUAUAAAGACAAUUAUAUAAUGAAUGAGCUCAAAGUUAGUUUUACAGUAGAAUUUGAUGCAAAUUUUGUGGUUGCAGCAUUUUAAUUACAUCAAUUUACUGCAUUUGAUUUUUAUAAGUAAUUUGUUGACUUUUAUCAUGCUUCACAAAUAUAGAAAUGGAAAGAAUUAGGAAAAAAUAUCAAUUGGUAGAGUUUUUUGAUUGAUCUUUAAUAUUUUUGUACUUACUUAGCUAUUGAAAUGACUCUGAGUGAAUUAACUUAAGUUAAUUAUAAAUAGAAGGGAAAAUUAAAAUUACUAUCUGAAAAGGAUGAUCAGUAGGAUAUAUCUUGGGAAGAUCAUUAUUUUAAUGAAAAUGAAUAAGAUUCAGAAUAUAAAAAUUUAUUACGAAAAUGUAUGUUAAUUUAAUUCAAAAGGUAGUUUAUUUUCAUUUAAUCACAAAUCUAUUUAAGAGUUCUUUGUUGCUGAUUAUCUAUUUAAUUUAUUUGAAAGAAUAUUUACAACAGAUAAAAAGAUGAAUGAAACUUUAUUGCUAAAGAGUCUUUUUACUAAAAGAAAUAAAUUUAAUUUAUCAUUAGAACAUUUUCAAGGUUGUUUAGAACUCCUUAAACCUAAAAUCUACUAGUUUGCAAACUUUAAAGAAAAAUUGAUAGAAAUAGUUAAGUUGUAGAAUAAUUAUCCUGAUAUAAGUACUGAAUUAAUAAGAUCAUCAUCUAAUUCAAUAUUUUUAUUAAGUUAUUUGGGAGAAUAUUUAGGAGAAGAAGAUUUAAAUGGAAUUUAGUUAUCAGAUACAAAACUUUGUGGAAUCUCAUUUUUUAAAAGUAAUUUAAGUAAUACAAAAUUUGACAAUGUUUCUAUAGAUUCCUGCAAUUUUACAUUAGCAAAAUUAGAAAAUGCAAAUUGGAAAAAUUUAAUUUGUAAAGAAAUACCUUCUUUGAUAGGUCACAAAAAACAAAUUAAAUCAAUUAUCUUUUUAGAUGAUGGAGCUACUUUACUUUCUGGAGGGGAGGACGGAAAAAUUAUUUUAUGGAAUGUAGAUCAAAAUAAAAAACCAUUAGAAAGAUAAAUUCAAAAUUAGUAGAUUUUAAAAAUAUCAUUCUGUAAAAUGAAUAAUACAUUAAUAUGUUUAUCUACUAAUUCUAUAUUUAUUCUAAAUGCCAAAGAUUUAUCUGAUACUAUAUAUUAACCUUUGAAAAAUUAUAUGUAUGAAGAUAUUUGUAGAUCAUCCAAUAAUCAAUAUCUUGCAGUCUAAUAUUUAAAGUUAAAUUUUUUUAUUUUAGAAAUGUAGAAUCUAAUAAUCUCUGAUAAACCCUAAAAUUUAUCUUAUCCAACUUCUAAUCAAAUAAAAUGUAUGGCAAUUUCAUUUGAUUAAAAAUUGUUAGCUACUGGAGGUUAAGAAGUAUUAUUGUGGGAUUAUAUUUCUGUUACAAAUAUAAAAUAGGUUACAAGUUUACCUACUACUCUUAAAAAUGUAUCUAGAAUUUUUAUCUCACAAAAUAGCUCAGUACUAAUACUUGGUAAUGGAGAUGGAAUUAUAGAAUUUUGGAAAAUUUUAGAUUUACAGAAUUUGUAAUUGCUUCAGUCAAUUAACCUGGAUGAGGGGAUUGAUAAAAUUGAGAUUACUAAAAAUAAUAAAUUAUUAUUAAUCAAAACGAAGACUAGAUUAUUCAGAUAUGAUUGUUUAGGAUUAAUCAAUGAAUAUGAUUAAGUUAUAUAAAUAGAAUAAUAUGAUACUGCUGCAUUGAUUUAAUAAUAAUAUUAUGAUUAAGUUGAUUUGGAUACUUGCAUUAAAGAAAUUGAAAUUAGUCCCAACGACAAAAUUUUAGCUUGUGUUGAAGAGAAAGAUAAUAAAUAUAAUUUGAGUAUUUGGAAUAUUACGAAAAAAGGAUGCAUUACUUAUAUUGCCUCAUUAAUAGAUAAUUAGGACUAGAUUCUUUAAUUAAAAUUUUCUUUCGAUAGCUAAAUAUUAAUUUGUUGUAUAUUAAACUAUAUAUAUGUUUGGGACAUAAAUGAAUUGAAAUUGAUCAGGAAAUUGGAAACUUAAAUUGAUUAAAUUAAAUAUUUGGCAAUUUCCAAAGACUUAACUUUUUUGGCUAUAUAAAAUUCCCAUUAUGUAGAACUAUUUGAAGAAUUUUGUAAUCCAAAUAGCAGCUGUGUUAGUAAAACAAUUGGAAUAGACAAAAAUUUUGAAUAUAAAGGGAUUUUGUUUUUAAACAAUAAAUUAGUUAUUAAUACAGAAAACUUUAAUUCAUCUUUUUUAUAAUUUUGGAAUGCGAAAUUACUUAUAUAAGAAUUCGAAUAAUUAUUUAAAGUAAAAUUUAAUUAUUUUAAUUUUUGUUUUGAUUAAAAUCUAAUGAUAACUAUUGGAAAAUUUGGAACUGUUUGGGAGAAAAGUGAAGUGUAUUAUGAAGAAAAAAGAUCUCUAAAUUCAUUUAACAAAUUAAGGUGGAAAAAGAUUGAAUAUUCUGAAUAAAAAGACUAUUUGAUUAUUUUUGAUGGAGAAAGUGUUUAUUUAUUCAAAGAUUAUUUUGAUAGUGAUGAAAAAUCUCAUGAAAUAUAACAGAAAAAGAUAUACUCUUCUCCUCUCAUAUAAGCAGUCUCAUUUUCAAAAAAUGGUAAAUUAUUAGCUUUUGGUUUGAAAAAUGGAAUUAAAAUAAUGUUUUUAGAUUAAUAUUUAAAACUAAAUUAGGAUUCUUAAUAUAUUAAUGAUUUUUCUAUUUCUGAUGAUUCAUUGUUGUUAGUCUUAGCAACAAACAGAGGAAUCAGACUAAAAAAUUAAGAAACAAACAAAGAAAUAUUUUACACUUUGGAUCAAAAAUAUCUAUUAAUAAGAUUUAUAGAAUAAAGUUAAAAGUUUGUAGCUAUUACAUAAUCUUUUUUAUAUUUAUAUAAACUUGACGAUAUCAACAACCCUAUUGUUUUUAAACAUUUAAUAUUAUGUGGUAAUAAAAUAUAAGCAAUUUAUAAUUUAGAAUAAUCAAAUUCAAUGAUGAUAUUAUAUGAUAAAUUUAUAACUAUUCAUGAAUUAAAAGAAAAGGGAAAUAAUCAAUUAUUAUAAAUUUAGAAUGAAUUUAGUAUAUCAAAAGAUUGUUUGAUAUUAUCUAAAUCAAAUUAUGUAGGGAUUGGUAUAGAUAAUGAUAUUAGAUUUAUUCCUCUUUGUAAUUCAAUUAAGAUGCAUAAUAUAUAUAAUGCUUUUGUAUCUUAAUUUUAAAAUAUUUUAUAUUAUAGUUUUUCUUUGAACUGUUAAGAAUUUAUAAUCAUAGGUUUGAAUUAUGAAGAGAAGUUACAAAGAGCAAAAAUAAAUUUAAUUAAUUUAGAAAUAGAGAUAAAAUCUAGUGAAAUUAAUUUUGGAUUUAAUAUUUAUAUUUAUUCAAAUUAGAAAUAGGAUAAAUUACUUUUAGUUCACAAAGACAAUUAGAAUUAUUAAAGAAAAUUAGAUUUAAUCGAUUUUGAAUCAUUAAAAAUAAUUUAAUGUAUAGAAUAACUUAAUCACAAUGAAUCAAGUUGUAAUUAUGCUAUAUUUUCAGAAGAUAAUUCAUAUUUUAUCACUAAAUAUAAAGAUUAAACUAUAAAAUUAUGGGAUUCAAAAACAUAUAAACUUUUAUCCAAAUUUAAAAGUGAUACAACCAAUUCUGAUUUAAUUUCUAUUUCAACAAAAGAAAUCUUAGCAUAAUCAAAUUAUCAUAUUAUUAAACUUUGGAAUUUGAAAGCUUUAAGAUCAUAAUAAUCAGAAAUGGAUGGCCAUUCUGAUUCAAUUAAUUUAAUAUCAAUAUCUCCUGAUGGUUUAUAAUUAGUAUCUGGUUCUUUGACUUAAAUUAUUAGAUGGGAAUUAACCAAAUUUAAAAAAAUAGAUGUAUUAAUUAAAGGAUAAGGUUUGCGCUCUAUCUUUUGUUUCUCUGAAGAUGCAAAUUAUUUUGCAGCUGUUGAUAAAGAUCCUUGCCUAAUUAUAAUUUGGAAAUUAAAUACUUUAUAUUUAAUUGAAAAUUUCAUGACAAUAAGUUACUUUACUUAAGCAAUAAAUUUAAAAUUUUAAAUAGCUGAUAAUCAUCUAAUUUCAUGCUAUUAAAUUGAAUCUUAAUUGUAUCAUAUAGCUUGGGAUUUGAGUAAGCCUGAAUUAUAUUAAAUUUAAAGAAAAACUUGUUACGUUGACAUUCCUAAACCUGCCAUGUAAUUUUUAAGUGAUAAUAAUUUAAUGAUAUAAAUUAAACCUCUUAAAAUUUUUGUUUUUUUUGAUCAAGAAAGUUCAGAAUAUUUUUAAUUUGAUAAUUCUUAAUCAAUAUCAGAUGCUAAAUUAGUUACUAUUACGCAUGACAAUCUUAAAAUGGCANGUUUGUAGCUAUUACAUAAUCUUUUUUAUAUUUAUAUAAACUUGACGAUAUCAACAACCCUAUUGUUUUUAAACAUUUAAUAUUAUGUGGUAAUAAAAUAUAAGCAAUUUAUAAUUUAGAAUAAUCAAAUUCAAUGA
This is a messenger RNA of Paramecium pentaurelia, 5935 nucleotides long. Lineage: Eukaryota; Ciliophora; Oligohymenophorea; Peniculida; Parameciidae. The record is from the annotation of a GenBank genome assembly.